Molecule: messenger RNA, 2991 nt
Organism: Antechinus flavipes (yellow-footed antechinus)
Lineage: Eukaryota; Metazoa; Chordata; Mammalia; Dasyuromorphia; Dasyuridae
Gene: C1H8orf33
Product: chromosome 1 C8orf33 homolog
Exons: 5
Coding region: 1687-2286 (199 amino acids)
Source: RefSeq, a predicted model, not a curated record
AACAGAGAUGAACAUGCACCUUAAGAGUGUUUUGGGUUCCUUAUUUUGUUUUUAAUUAAGCUUAAGCAUGGGUGUGGCCCUUUCAGUCAACCUGGCUUUCCUCCUGGAGGAGUUUGCAGCUGUGAUUCUUGUACUACGAGGUUAUGGUCUUACUUGAGAGCAAAGAUUAACAAACAUGAAGUAGUUAGGAAUGUUAAUGUUAGGUUCAGACAGUAUAAUAACUUUAACAAGGUUAGAUGAAAGAACUGUCUGGGAAAAAAAGUAAUAUUUGACCUUGGGUCCUGAAGAUUGGGUAGGAGUCAGGUAGUUAGAGAAAAUAUGAAAGGUUUCUGCUACUCAAGAUGGGAAUAGUAGAAUAAGAGCUUUGAAGCAGAAGAAAAUGAGAUGAGCUUCAGAGAGAAUUUGCCCACAAGAUAAGGGAAUAAAGUCAGAGAGCUAAGUCUGUGGAAGACUUUGUUAAGAUGAAUGGGUGGUUUAGCAGAUCAUUGGGUGAUGACCUGAUCAGAAUUAGAAUUAAAGAAAUCUUGCAAGAAGCUACAUAAGGAGUCCUGACAAAUGGGAAUGAGGGGAAUCUGCUAGGAUGUUGGUAAAAAGGCCAAGGAGAAAUCCUAGGGCAAAACUCUAUUAAGGUGUUACACAAGAGUGUUUAUAGAUUUGGGAAUAAUGUUAACCUGAAUCCUAUAGAAUGGAAAGCAUCCAAUGAAUAUAAUUAACAGUGAUGUGAACUCCAGAUAUGUUAAUGACCAAUUAAUAGAUAGUAAUUUUCCAAAUGUGGCAAGCCAUUGGAUUUGGUGAACGGUGCAUCACUUCCGACUUUGAAAUGCAGUGGUACUUUUUAUAUUUGACAACUCUUGUUUACCUCUUACCAUGCUUUAUUAUUGCUCAGUAAAAUGCCAGCUUGUUUAAAAAAAAAAAAGUGGUAGUGUGGAAACAAAACAGCAAGGCUUUGAGAAGCUGGGAGAAGAAAGAGAAUGGAGUCGAGACAAUUCUAAAAAGUGAAAGGGGGAGAAGUGCGAAGGAGGGGAGAGAUGCUGUGAGGCAAUAAAAGAAUGGGGAAGUACAAGGGAUCAGUGAACAAGAAUGAAUCAGAGGAAAAUGAAGUUUCAGGCAUGAAUGCUAUUAGAGGAGGGAAGGCUAAUUUAGGAGUGAGGAAUAGGGAUGUUGAGACGUGAAGUGCUUGUGUGCUAUUCCAAGGGUAGAGAAGUGUAGGACUGAAACUAGAGGGGUUGAGACGAGCAGAAAUAGUAAUAGAGCGGGGGAGUUUGGGGGGUCAACUAAAUUAAAGCAAGAAACGACCAUUCGACAGGUAACAGUGCUUCUGCAAAGACGGUAGAUCAUUUUAACGCAGGGAGAAAAAGAACGAACGGGGACGGAGGCGGGGACCGUACUGUGGUGGGAGUCAGGGCUGCCGGAAUGGAUGAGUCCUGGGAGCAUGUGCCCGCCUCCCUCAGAGAGACCUCAAGGCGGCCACGGCCGUCUUACCUUGCUAACGUUCGGGCGCCUUCCCUUUCCCUCCUGUGCGCAGACUGCCCCGCGCAGUGUCUCCUGGACCUCUCUGUCCCGGAGCCCCAGCGACUAGCAGAGGAGUUGCAGCGGAACUGAAUAGCGAAGUCGCGUUUCCGGGAGGAAGGGAAUCCGCGGCGGACCCGGGACUGACUGCAGAACGCACGGUGACUGGUCGCGCGCAUGGCGGCGCCGCGGCCGAAGGGCCUAAAGGGGCCGGAGCGGAAGUUGGAGGCUGUCGGAGGAGGCCGCGGGGCCAACAAGAAGGGCAAGAAGCAGCCGCCGCGUCCCGGGACCGGGUCGAGCGCGCUGGGCCAUAAGCGGGAUACUGAGGAGCUAGCCGGGCUGCCAGUCAGCAGAAGAUCAGAGGAUGGGGAGCAGGACGAACAGCUGCGGCUGCAGAGGGAGCUGGACUGGUGCGUGGAACAGCUGGAGCUGGGCCUGAAGACACAGAAAUCCAACCCAAAGCAAGCUGAACAGGUUGCUCGAGCGGUCAAGACCCUACGAAGUCAGCGAGCCGAGUUGCCCAAGAAACGUCAAGUGAUGCGGUCACUGUUUGGGGACUACCGGGCCCGCAUGGAGGAGGAUCGGAAAGCAGCCCUGAAGGCCAUGGAAGCUGCAGCUCGAUCAGCUCGGGUGAUCCCUGUUGAAGAGGCCAUCCGAAGGAAGAGUAGCCGGAUCUGCAGGCAUCGCCCAGGUGGAAGGAUGAAUUCGGUAUCUCUUCCAGAGGAAGAAUUUAAGUUUAACUUUAUUUUAUCCUCUGCUCAUCAGGAAUCCCCCUAAUUUCUGCCAGAAAAGCUACUAUCACUACCACUGGCAGCACAGUUUAGGGGCUGGAGAGAGUAUCAGAAAGGUUUGGGAAAUUCAUCUGAUGGGUAUCAGAUACAUGAUCAGGAUGGCUCAGACUGGCUAUUUUUCAUAUGUAUGGUCAUUGUCACUGAAGCCCUUACUUGACAUAUGGAAGUCAUCAGACUACUUGUGGAGUAAAUAUGUAGUUGCCCUAUCUUGAAUUCUUAAAGACAGGUGAAGCUAGUCUGUACCAUGCCCUGAUCAGAGGGUAAAGAUGGAGGCAACUUGAAAAAGAGGCUGCUUUGGUGCCUCUAUUUAUUAGUAGGAAAGAGGUCUUCAGUAAAAUCUUCCCUUCCAACUUUCUUAUCUGAGUGUCUCUUCGGAACCACAGCAUGGAUCACAGAAGGGUAUUUAUUGGAUGGAUUUUAGAAACUGGGUAGGGACAGCAUGGCUUAGGGGCCAUCAGUCACAGGGUGUCUCUAAAAGAUUGUAUAACCCUUUUUUCUCAAUCUAAAUGCCCUCACACUCUUUCUCAAAGGAAAAUCCCAAAUUUUCUCCUUGGAUCAGGGUUUGGGGCAAGGCUCAUCCCAUGGGAGUUUUGCACUUAUGAGUUUCCUCAUUAAACUGCUUCUAAGAAUUUAAAGGAUUAAAAGUGGCACCCUUGCUCCAUUUUGGUCAGUUAUUUGCCUUCUCUAAAAA